This is a messenger RNA of Cryphonectria parasitica EP155, 2145 nucleotides long. Its product is annotated as WD40 repeat-like protein. The transcript is spliced from 5 exons. The coding region runs from base 1 to 2145 and encodes 714 amino acids. Gene Ontology annotation, molecular function: ubiquitin ligase activator activity; anaphase-promoting complex binding; protein binding. Lineage: Eukaryota; Fungi; Ascomycota; Sordariomycetes; Diaporthales; Cryphonectriaceae. The record is from RefSeq and is a predicted model, not a curated record. Gene Ontology annotation, cellular component: anaphase-promoting complex. Gene Ontology annotation, biological process: anaphase-promoting complex-dependent catabolic process; positive regulation of ubiquitin protein ligase activity; positive regulation of anaphase-promoting complex-dependent catabolic process.
AUGGCCGGACCAAGCACGCCUGUUACUCCGCGCACGCAACAAGUUUGUCUUGAACCUCCAGGCCGCACCGGCCGCUCCGCAGACUCCGGGUAUGGCUCGCUCGAGACGUCACCGAUACGGUCAAUUCCGAGAUACCGUCUCGGCCGGACGGCUUUGUCUAUUAGUACAAAAACAUACGAUGGGACCAGCUCAGAAGAGUCAGACUCUGAGACAUCAGGACAAAAUACGCCAGAAAAAGAAAUCUUCUCCUCGCCAAGCAUCGAACGUGGGAAGUUCGCUACUCUUCCCAGUGUAUCAAGAAGACGGAUUUCACGAACCGAUUCCUAUCCAGUCAUGACUCGGCCCAAAUCCACCCACCAUCGCCAUGGAUCUGACAACACUGCUAUCAAUGGUUCUAGAGCAGGAUCACUGAAAGCUCUAGAUCGAUUUGUACCGACGAGAGAUGAGAGGACACCUCGGUCAGAGAGGCUGCAGACUACCCGUGCUUUGCAAGAUCUCUCGCCAUCUGAACGACUGGUGCGUCACAACCAAGAUGCUCCUGACCCUUUUUGCUUCAGACGGCGGGCUCUGCCACCUUCCCCAACGGAGGCUCGAAAGUCAAGACGGCCAAGCCAGAGUGGAACAGUGCUUGAUUCAGCCUCGGUCGAUGAGACAGACAGAAGAGUGUUCAGUAGCAGUAUCUGGUCCAUCGGGGCCGUUGUUCCCAGUCAUGGAGCCAUCGAAGACGGUCGGGGUGGUCUUUUUACGAGUGGCACCAAUGCUCCCAUGUUCAAUACUCAGUUUCCCCCGUCACGGCCCAAAGAUGAAGAAGAUGCCGAGAAACAUGAGGCCCGCCUCGCAAUACUUGGUCUCGAUCGCUUCUCAACCAUGGCGGAGAAGCAGCCGAAGAUGCUCAACCGGCAGUCAGGGCGCAAGACAUAUUGGAACGGUACGCAACUAGUCAGAGAAGACCAUCCUACGAAGAAGUCGACCAAACAAGCACCAGAGCUGCGGACGCUACCAGUUGCUCCGUUCAAGGUCCUCGAUGCACCUAGUCUGCGAGAUGAUUUCUAUUGUUCCAUAUUAGCCUUCGAUCCUGUCUGCCAGACCUUGGCUGUGGGUCUUGGUGCGAGACUUUAUAGUUGGUCGGAGCUCACGGGUGUCCAGACGCUUGAGGACAACGGGCUCAGUGAUAUCUCAUGGCUGACCACGCUUGAUUUUUCAUCGGCUCAGGGCAAGAAGUGCAUCCUCGCGUACGGUCGAUCGAACGGAAUCUUGAACCUCAUGUCGCUUUGGGAUGCCCCAACACUAUAUGACCGGCAAUAUCCUCGGUUCAGAUUUGCUCCACACGUCGAAGAAGCCCCGGUUGCCUGUGUCAGCUGGAAGCCCACCGUCUCUCUGCGCCCAUCAGUCAACCCUUACAAUCCCGGCCACCUUGUCGAGAAUGAGGAUCUCCUCGUCGGCGACGAGCACGGCAAUGUUUUUUACUACGCUGUCGAGUGGCCCCGGUCAUGGGAGACGUAUCGCCACAACUGGCGAGGCAGUGUUCAGUGCCUCGCGUACAUCACAGCUCAUACACAGCAGAUCUGUGGGCUUUCGUGGUCGCCGAGCGGCAGCAUGUUCGCCACGGGAGGCAACGACAAUAUAUGUUUCCUCUUUGAGGCUCAGAAUCGGCAGGCCAAGCAUCGGUGGGAGCAUACGGCUGCUGUGAAAGCCAUCGCCUUUUGCCCUUGGCGGGAUGGGCUCGUUGCCACUGGGGGUGGGUCUCACGACAAGUGCAUCCACUUCUACCACACCACGUCCGGGGUGGCACUGGCUACCAUCGCGGUGCACGCGCAGGUGACGAGCCUCAUAUGGAGCACAACACGGCGAGAGAUCGCUGCAACAUUCGGGUAUGCCCAGCCAGACCAUCCUUAUCGGAUCGCCGUAUUCUCUUGGCCUGAGUGCCGGCAGGUGGCGGCUAUCCCACGCGAGAGGGAGAAGAGGCGAAACCGCACCGCCAUGGAGGGGUGCGUAGUCGUCGCUGCCAGUGACGAGAGCAUCAAGUUUCACGAGGUGUGGUCAGGCGGAAAGAAGGCAACGGUUGGUGGUGCAGGGCUUCUCGGUGGGAGUGACAUACUAGAAGACCUGGAAGGGAUCGAGAAGGAGGGGGAUGUCAUUCGUUAA